Dibothriocephalus latus is the source of this 354-nucleotide messenger RNA. NCBI's taxonomy places the organism in Eukaryota, Metazoa, Platyhelminthes, Cestoda, Diphyllobothriidea, Diphyllobothriidae. The record is from the annotation of a GenBank genome assembly.
AUGGAAGAAGAAGCCAACAAUCAGUUGCCCUUCCUUGACGUCCAAUUUACAAAACCGGCAGACGGGAAGAUAUGGAAAACGGUCUACCGUAAGACAACUAACACCUGGCGCAUUCUUCACUUCCAAAGCAACCACCCCGUUGGUCACAAACGCGAUUGUGUCAGAACCCUCUUCCGACGUGUUCAAACACGCUGUAGCGACGACAGUGGGAAGCAGGAGGAGAUGAAGGACUUACAUGUCCUUUUAAAGCCAAAGGUCAUCCGAAGCCCUUCAUCCGCAAGUGCCUCAAAAAGCCUCUCAUUCAUCGGUCGAGCGAAAGAAAGCCAAAAUUCUGGCUCGCCGUCCCCUACAUGA